GAUAGGAAGUAUUUGGGAAAGAGUGGGGGCCGGGCAAAGCCAGCAAAUACUUCCAAGAGAAACAACCAGACCUCAUGACAAGAUCCAGUUCUACAGGGCUCAGAAUUUCAAUUCAAGGCGAAAUGUCAAAUACAGACACAAACUGAAAGAAGCAAUACAGCUUCCUGAAGCAAAAUGGAAGAUUCCUGGUACCUCUGGGUCUCCAGCAUUCUCUGGGCCUGGUCUGUGGUAUCAGGACAUCCUUGUAACGUUAACCAACAGGGAUGGGCUGCUUGCAGUGGAAAGAACCUUCACCAGGCUCCCAAUUCCCUCCCCAGACAUAUUACAAGUCUGGACUUGUCCUUUAACUCAUUGAAGAUGCCAAUACAUGGAACCUUUCUGAAAAGCUUCCCUUCUCUGCGCUUCUUAAACCUCUCCAGCAAUACCAUUCCUACUCUUUAUCCAUUACUCUUUCAUAACCUCAAGACUCUCCAUCUAUUGGAUUUAAGCAGCUGUAACAUUUCCUUCAUGCAUCCAAGGAGCUUUGUGGGCUUGCAGAACCUUCACACGCUGGUCCUAAAAAACAAUAAACUUCAAUCUCUUGACCCCGUCAUGUUCCCAAUUCCUUGGACCCUUGUUCAGUUGGACCUACAAAACAAUGAACUAUCUUCUGCAGAUAAACUUAUUCCAUUACUUGUGCAAAGAAUCCACCAUGUCAAACUUCAAGGGAACCCCUGGGUGUACAAUGGCUCCAUAAUUCCUGUGCAGAAAGGGCUUCAACAAAGAGAAGCUAAGCAGAUCCUCUAUGAAUCACACCCAGAACUCCAGACUCAAGAAAUAACCAUUCUCAACUAUCCAGAUGUUGUCCAAAGAAGAAAACAUCGAAUCCGUCGGGAUGAAGCUACACCCAGCAUAGAUCUACCAACAAACAGCACAUCCACGCCACUUCCUGGAAAACUAGUGAACAGCUGGCCAUAUUUUGCUGGUUUUGUGCUUUUGGCUGUUGGCAUCUCCAUUGCGAUCGCAUUAAUUGCAAAAUGCAAACUGCUCCAGAGGAACCGUGCCAGCUACCACCACCACCGACUGCCCGAUUCUCAUUCAGUUGGGAGCAGUCGUAUUGAGGAUGUACCUGGUUGGAGGGAAGCUGAAAUGGAUGUGGCCUAUGGGAGAAACCAGCCAAUCCCCAGAGCAGCUGGGUGCCCUGCAGAAGAUGAUGAUGGUUUCAUUGAGGACAACUACAUUGAACCCAGUCAUGACAUGCAAAAGGAGAAAGAGGAAAUGGAGCCCCAUUUCAAACUCUGAAGGUUUAGUAGAAAAUAUGGCCCAAUUAUUUGCAUCUUCCAGAAUCUGGACUGAGGCUUUCUUUUCUAUUGCCAAGUGCUUCCACAGCCUCUCAGUCCAAAGAAUGGCUUAAUUCAAAUUCUUUUAUCUCAUCUUCCUCUUUAACCACAAGGGUUCGCAAGAGGGCAUUGUUUUUGACCAAGCUUUUCUGUUCUGUGAACUGUAGUGUUCUCAACAUUCUUUCACUUGUGUAGCUUCAUCUUAUCCAUUUUUAUUCAGAAGUAAGUCCCACUUACUUUAGUGGGACUCACCGCCACAUAAGUGUAUACAAAAUUGCAGCAUCGCUCCUAUACCUCUGUUUCCCCUCUCCAUCCUCUCUAAUCCUGGCUUCUGCAUGGCUUCUUUCCCAGCCGAUGUUAAGGUUCUUAACUGUGCUAUAUUUCUCCAGUCACUGGAGAUGGAAUGGGCCUUUUGUAAUGAGGGAUGUAAGAAACGAGACUGCAAGAGGGAAGAAGUGUUGCCAACAUGUGCCAAGAGCGUGCCGGUUGUUCAGAGGAUAUAGGCAUGCCUGGAAAGAGAGCUCUGUUUACCCAUCUCUUGUGUGUGGCCAAAGGCGGUGAGUGCACUGUAUAGCACUGAAGGUGAAUUACUCUAGUUCUAGCUCUUGGCCACUUGCACAUGUGAUCAGGAAUGCAGUUGUACAAUUAUCAUGGGCACCUAUAGGAUAUUGCUGGUGAUGAAUUCCACAACUGCUCUACAUUCAUAUCAAGUUGUGAUCUUUCUUUUAAGACAUUUUAAAAUGAUGUGUAGUAUGUGUGCCAGUGUGAGGUGAAACCAAAAAAGGGUUUAAUGGGUUUUGUCCAGGGAUUAGGGCUGGUAUUGUCUAAGCAAUAAAGGCAUGAAAUUAACAAGGCUUUUUUCUAGGGUUUUACAAGGACUUGCUAAGCAAGUGAAGACAAAAAGGGCCUUGUCGAUGUCAUUUCACAUUUGCUAUUUGGAAUAAAAUAGACAAAACUCUCUGCAGCAUAGGAAAUAAAACACGCACUGCUUCCACAUA
Eublepharis macularius is the source of this 2317-nucleotide messenger RNA. RefSeq names its product chromosome 5 C1orf210 homolog (gene C5H1orf210). NCBI's taxonomy places the organism in Eukaryota, Metazoa, Chordata, Lepidosauria, Squamata, Eublepharidae. The record is from RefSeq and is a predicted model, not a curated record. Gene Ontology annotation, molecular function: protein binding.